Molecule: messenger RNA, 14413 nt
Organism: Uloborus diversus
Lineage: Eukaryota; Metazoa; Arthropoda; Arachnida; Araneae; Uloboridae
Product: pneumococcal serine-rich repeat protein-like
Exons: 3
Source: RefSeq, a predicted model, not a curated record
GCGUCUGCCGAGAUUGGAGCAUCAGCCUCUGCAGAGAUUGGAGCUUCUGCUUCGGCUGAGAUUGGAGCAUCUGCUUCUGCCGAAUUCAGCGCAUCAGCGUCUGCUGAGAUUGGAGCAUCUGCAUCUGCCGAGGUCGGAGCAUCUGCGUCUGCCGAGGUCGGAGCAUCUGCAUCUGCCGAGAUCGGAGCUUCUGCUUCUGCUGAGAUUGGAGCAUCUGCAUCUGCCGAGAUAGGAGCUUCUGCGUCUGCCGAGAUUGGAGCAUCAGCCUCUGCGGAGAUUGGAGCUUCUGCUUCGGCCGAGGUUGGAGCAUCUGCAUCUGCCGAGAUCGGAGCUUCUGCUUCUGCCGAGGUAGGAGCAUCUGCGUCUGCCGAGAUCGGAGCUUCUGCUUCUGCGGAGAUUGGAGCAUCAGCGUCAGCUGAGGUCAGUGUAUCCGCGUCUGCCGAAUUCAGCGCAUCAGCGUCAGCUGAGAUUGAAGCAUCUGCUUCUGCGGAAAUCGGAGCAUCUGCUUCUGCCGAGAUUGAAGCAUCCGCUUCCGCCGAAAUCGGAGCGUCAGCUUCAGCUGAAAUAGGAGCAUCUGCGUCUGCCGAGAUCGGAGUAUCUGCUUCCGCUGAGGUUGGAGCAUCUGCAUCUGCUGAGAUUGGCGCUUCUGCUUCUGCCGAGAUAGGAGCAUCUGCAUCUGCCGAGAUCGGAGCAUCUGCUUCUGCGGAGAUUGGAGCAUCUGCUUCCGCCGAGAUUGAAGCAUCUGCUUCUGCCGAGAUCGGAGCUUCUGCUUCUGCCGAGAUUGGAGCAUCUGCUUCUGCCGAGAUCGGAGCUUCUGCGUCUGCCGAGAUUGGAGCAUCCGCUUCAGCCGAAAUCGGAGCGUCAGCUUCAGCAGAAAUAGGAGCAUCUGCGUCUGCCGAGAUUAGCGCUUCUGCUUCUGCCGAGAUAGGAGCAUCUGCAUCUGCCGAGAUCGGAGCAUCUGCUUCUGCGGAGAUUGGGGCAUCUGCUUCUGCCGAGAUUGGAGCAUCUGCAUCUGCCGAAAUCGGAGCUUCUGCUUCUGCCGAGAUUGGAGCAUCUGCCUCUGCCGAGAUAGGAGCUUCUGCGUCUGCCGAGAUUGGAGCAUCAGCCUCUGCGGAGAUUGGAGCUUCUGCUUCGGCUGAGAUCAGUGCAUCCGCGUCUGCCGAAAUCAGCGCAUCAGCGUCUGCAGAGAUUGAAGCUUCUGCUUCGGCUGAGAUUGGAGCAUCUGCUUCUGCCGAAUUCAGCGCAUCAGCGUCAGCUGAGGUCAGUGCUUCAGCGUCUGCUGAGAUUGGAGCAUCUGCAUCUGCCGAGGUCGGAGCAUCUGCAUCUGCCGAGAUCGGAGCUUCUGCUUCUGCCGAGAUUGGAGCAUCUGCGUCUGCCGAAAUAGGAGCUUCUGCGUCUGCCGAGAUUGGAGCAUCAGCCUCUGCGGAGAUUGGAGCUUCUGCUUCGGCUGAGAUCAGUGCAUCCGCGUCUGCCGAAAUCAGCGCAUCAGCGUCUGCAGAGAUUGAAGCUUCUGCUUCGGCUGAGAUUGGAGCAUCUGCUUCUGCCGAAUUCAGCGCAUCAGCGUCAGCUGAGGUCAGUGCUUCAGCCUCUGCGGAGAUUGGAGCAUCUGCAUCUGCCGAAGUCGGCGCAUCUGCAUCUGCCGAGAUCGGAGCAUCUGCGUCUGCCGAAAUCGGAGCAUCUGCGUCUGCAGAGACUGGAGCAUCUGCUUCGGCUGAGGUUGGAGCAUCUGCAUCUGCCGAAAUCGGAGCAUCUGCUUCUGCGGAGAUUGGAGCAUCUGCAUCUGCCGAGAUCGGAGCUUCUGCUUCGGCUGAGAUUAGUGCAUCCGCGUCUGCCGAAAUCAGCGCAUCAGCGUCUGCUGAGAUUGGAGCAUCUGCAUCUGCCGAAGUCGGAGCAUCUGCAUCUGCCGAGAUCGGAGCAUCUGCGUCUGCCGAAAUCGGAGCAUCUGCGUCUGCCGAGAUAGGAGCUUCUGCGUCUGCCGAGAUUGGAGCAUCUGCUUCAGCCGAAAUUGGAGCCUCUGCUUCUGCCGAGAUUGGAGCAUCUGCUUCUGCCGAGAUUGGAGCAUCAGCCUCUGCGGAGAUUGGAGCAUCUGCGUCUGCCGAGAUUGGAGCAUCAGCUUCUGCCGAGAUUGGAGCAUCUGCUUCUGCCGAGAUUGGAGCAUCUGCUUCUGCCGAGAUUGGAGCAUCUGCUUCUGCCGAGAUUGGAGCAUCAGCGUCUGCCGAGAUUGGAGCAUCUGCUUCAGCCGAAAUUGGAGCCUCUGCUUCAGCCGAAAUUGGAGCCUCUGCUUCAGCCGAAAUUGGAGCCUCUGCUUCAGCCGAAAUUGGAGCCUCUGCUUCUGCCGAGAUAGGAGCUUCUGCCUCUGCUGAGGUCGGAGCUUCUGCUUCUGCCGAGAUUGGAGCAUCUGCUUCUGCCGAGAUUGGAGCAUCAGCCUCUGCGGAGAUUGGAGCAUCUGCGUCUGCCGAGAUCGGUGCAUCUGCUUCUGCCGAAUUCAGCGCUUCUGCGUCUGCCGAGAUCGGAGCAUCUGCUUCUGCCGAAUUUAGCGCAUCUGCAUCUGCCGAGAUCGGAGCAUCUGCUUCUGCCGAGAUCGGAGCAUCUGCUUCUGCCGAGAUUGGAGCAUCUGCUUCUGCCGAGAUUGGAGCAUCUGCUUCUGUCGAGAUUGGAGCAUCAGCUUCUGCCGAGAUUGGAGCAUCUGCUUCUGCCGAGAUUGGAGCAUCUGCUUCUGCCGAGAUUGGAGCAUCUGCUUCUGCCGAGAUUGGAGCAUCAGCGUCUGCCGAGAUUGGAGCAUCUGCUUCAGCCGAAAUUGGAGCCUCUGCUUCAGCCGAAAUUGGAGCCUCUGCUUCAGCCGAAAUUGGAGCCUCUGCUUCAGCCGAAAUUGGAGCCUCUGCUUCUGCCGAGAUAGGAGCUUCUGCCUCUGCUGAGGUCGGAGCUUCUGCUUCUGCUGAAUUAGGAGCUUCAGCGUCUGCCGAGAUUGGAGCAUCUGCGUCUGCUGAGAUCAGUGCAUUUGCGUCUGCUGAAAUCAGUGCAUCUGCGUCUGCUGAGAUCAGUGCAUCUGCGUCUGCUGAAAUCAGUGCAUCUGCGUCUGCUGAGAUCAGUGCAUCCGCGUCUGCUGAGGUUAGUGCAUCCGCUUCUGCCGAAUUCAGCGCAUCAGCGUCUGCCGAGAUAGGAGCUUCUGCAUCUGCCGAGAUAGGAGCUUCUGCGUCUGCCGAGAUUGGAGCUUCUGCGUCUGCCGAGAUAGGAGCUUCUGCGUCUGCUGAGAUUGGAGCUUCUGCUUCGGCCGAGAUUGGAGCUUCUGCUUCGGCCGAGAUUGGAGCGUCUGCGUCUGCGGAAAUUGGAGCUUCUGCGUCUGCCGAGAUAGGAGCAUCUGCUUCCGCCGAAUUCGGCGCAUCUGCGUCUGCCGAGAUCGAAGCAUCUGCGUCUGCUGAGAUCAGUGCAUCUGCGUCGGCUGAGAUCAGUGCAUCUGCGUCUGCUGAGAUUAGUGCAUCUGCCUCUGCUGAGGUUAGUGCAUCCGCGUCUGCUGAGGUUAGUGCAUCCGCGUCUGCUGAGGUUAGUGCAUCCGCGUCUGCUGAGGUUAGUGCAUCCGCGUCUGCUGAGGUUAGUGCAUCCGCGUCUGCUGAGGUUAGUGCAUCCGCGUCUGCUGAGGUUAGUGCAUCCGCGUCUGCUGAGGUUAGUGCAUCAGCGUCUGCCGAGAUUGGAGCAUCUGCUUCUGCCGAGAUUGGAGCAUCUGCUUCUGCCGAGAUUGGAGCAUCUGCUUCUGCCGAGAUUGGAGCAUCAGCCUCUGCGGAGAUUGCAGCAUCUGCGUCUGCCGAGAUCGGUGCAUCUGCUUCUGCCGAAUUCAGCGCUUCUGCGUCUGCCGAGAUCGGAGCAUCUGCUUCUGCCGAAUUUAGCGCAUCUGCAUCUGCCGAGAUCGGAGCAUCUGCUUCUGCCGAGAUCGGAGCAUCUGCUUCUGCCGAGAUUGGAGCAUCUGCUUCUGCCGAGAUUGGAGCAUCUGCUUCUGUCGAGAUUGGAGCAUCAGCUUCUGCCGAGAUUGGAGCAUCUGCUUCUGCCGAGAUUGGAGCAUCUGCUUCUGUCGAGAUUGGAGCAUCAGCGUCUGCCGAGCUUGGAGCAUCUGCUUCUGCCGAGAUUGGAGCAUCUGCUUCUGCCGAGAUUGGAGCAUCUGCUUCUGCCGAGAUUGGGGCAUCUGCUUCUGCCGAAAUCAGCGCAUCUGCGUCUGCCGAAAUCAGCGCAUCUGCGUCUGCCGAAUUCAGCGCUUCUGCGUCUGCCGAGAUCGGAGCAUCUGCUUCGGCCGAAUUUAGCGCAUCUGCAUCUGCCGAGAUCGGAGCAUCUGCUUCUGCCGAGAUCGGAGCAUCUGCUUCUGCCGAGAUUGGAGCAUCUGCUUCUGCCGAGAUUGGAGCAUCAGCUUCUGCCGAGAUUGGAGCAUCUGCUUCUGCCGAGAUUGGAGCAUCUGCUUCUGCCGAGAUUGGAGCAUCAGCGUCUGCCGAGCUUGGAGCAUCUGCUUCUGCCGAGAUUGGAGCAUCUGCUUCUGCCGAGAUUGGAGCAUCUGCUUCUGCCGAGAUUGGAGCAUCUGCUUCUGCCGAGAUUGGGGCAUCUGCUUCUGCCGAAAUCAGCGCAUCUGCGUCUGCCGAAAUCAGCGCAUCUGCGUCUGCCGAAUUCAGCGCUUCUGCGUCUGCCGAGAUCGGAGCAUCUGCUUCUGCCGAAUUUAGCGCAUCUGCAUCUGCCGAGAUCGGAGCAUCUGCUUCUGCCGAGAUCGGAGCAUCUGCUUCUGCCGAGAUUGGAGCAUCUGCUUCUGCCGAGAUUGGAGCAUCUGCUUCUGCCGAGAUUGGAGCAUCAGCCUCUGCGGAGAUUGGAGCAUCUGCGUCUGCCGAGAUCGGUGCAUCUGCUUCUGCCGAAUUCAGCGCUUCUGCGUCUGCCGAGAUCGGAGCAUCUGCUUCUGCCGAAUUUAGCGCAUCUGCAUCUGCCGAGAUCGGAGCAUCUGCUUCUGCCGAGUUUGGAGCAUCUGCUUCUGCCGAGAUUGGAGCAUCAGCCUCUGCGGAGAUUGGAGCAUCUGCGUCUGCCGAGAUCGGAGCAUCUGCUUCUGCCGAAUUUAGCGCAUCUGCAUCUGCCGAGGUUGGAGCAUCUGCUUCUGCCGAGAUUGGAGCAUCUGCUUCUGCCGAGAUUGGAGCAUCAGCCUCUGCGGAGAUUGGAGCAUCUGCGUCUGCCGAGAUCGGUGCAUCUGCUUCUGCCGAAUUCAGCGCUUCUGCGUCUGCCGAGAUCGGAGCAUCUGCUUCUGCCGAAUUUAGCGCAUCUGCAUCUGCCGAGAUCGGAGCAUCUGCUUCCGCCGAGAUUGGAGCAUCUGCUUCUGCCGAGAUUGGAGCAUCAGCGUCUGCCGAGCUUGGAGCAUCUGCUUCUGCCGAGAUUGGAGCAUCUGCUUCUGCCGAGAUUGGGGCAUCUGCUUCUGCCGAAAUCAGCGCAUCUGCGUCUGCCGAAAUCAGCGCAUCUGCGUCUGCUGAAAUCAGCGCAUCUGCGUCUGCCGAGAUCGGAGCAUCUGCGUCUGCCGAGAUUGGCGCAUCUGCUUCUGCUGAAUUCAGCGCUUCUGCGUCUGCCGAGAUUGGAGCAUCUGCUUCUGCCGAACUCAGCGCAUCUGCGUCUGCCGAGAUUGGAGCAUCAGCGUCUGCUGAGAUCAGUGCAUCCGCGUCUGCUGAGGUCAGUGCAUCCGCGUCUGCAGAGGUCAGUGCAUCCGCGUCUGCUGAGGUCAGUGCAUCCGCGUCUGCUGAGGUCAGUGCAUCCGCGUCUGCUGAGGUCAGUGCAUCCGCGUCUGCUGAGGUCAGUGCAUCCGCGUCUGCUGAGGUCAGUGCAUCCGCGUCUGCUGAGGUCAGUGCAUCCGCGUCUGCUGAGGUCAGUGCAUCCGCGUCUGCUGAGGUCAGUGCAUCCGCGUCUGCUGAGCUCAGUGCAUCCGCGUCUGCUGAGCUCAGUGCAUCCGCGUCUGCUGAGCUCAGUGCAUCUGCGUCUGCCGAGAUUGGAGCAUCUGCGUCGGCCGAGGUUGGAGCAUCUGCUUCUGCCGAGAUUGGAGCGUCUGCUUCCGCCGAGAUUGGAGCAUCUGCUUCUGCCGAAAUCAGCGCAUCUGCGUCUGCCGAGUUCGGAGCAUCUGCUUCUGCCGAAUUCAGCGCAUCUGCGUCUGCCGAGAUUGGAGCAUCUGCGUCUGCCGAGCUUGGAGCAUCUGCUUCUGCCGAAUUCAGCGCAUCUGCGUCUGCCGAGAUUGGAGCAUCUGCGUCUGCCGAGAUUGGAGCAUCUGCGUCUGCUGAGAUUGGAGCAUCUGCUUCUGCCGAAAUCAGUGCAUCUGCGUCUGCCGAGAUCGGUGCAUCUGCUUCUGCCGAAUUCAGCGCUUCUGCGUCUGCCGAGAUCGGAGCAUCUGCUUCUGCCGAAUUUAGCGCAUCUGCAUCUGCCGAGAUCGGAGCAUCUGCUUCUGCCGAGAUCGGAGCAUCUGCUUCUGCCGAGAUUGGAGCAUCUGCUUCUGCCGAGAUUGGAGCAUCUGCUUCUGCCGAGAUUGGAGCAUCAGCGUCUGCCGAGCUUGGAGUAUCUGCUUCUGCCGAGAUUGGAGCAUCUGCUUCUGCCGAGAUUGGAGCAUCUGCUUCUGCCGAGAUUGGGGCAUCUGCUUCUGCCGAAAUCAGCGCAUCUGCGUCUGCCGAAAUCAGCGCAUCUGCGUCUGCCGAAAUCAGCGCAUCUGCGUCUGCCGAGAUCGGAGCAUCUGCGUCUGCCGAGGUUGGAGCAUCUGCUUCUGCCGAAUUCAGCGCAUCUGCGUCUGCCGAGAUUGGAGCAUCUGCGCCUGCCGAGAUUGGAGCAUCUGCGUCUGCCGAGCUUGGAGCAUCUGCUUCUGCCGAAUUCAGCGCUUCUGCGUCUGCCGAGAUUGGAGCAUCAGCAUCUGCUGAGAUCAGUGCAUCUGCGUCUGCCGAAAUUGGAGCAUCUGCGUCUGCCGAGAUUGGAGCAUCUGCGUCUGCUGAGAUCAGUGCAUCCGCGUCUGCUGAGGUCAGUGCAUCCGCGUCUGCUGAGGUCAGUGCAUCCGCGUCUGCUGAGGCCAGUGCAUCCGCGUCUGCUGAGGUUAGUGCAUCCGCGUCUGCUGAGGUCAGUGCAUCCGCAUCUGCUGAGCUCAGUGCAUCCGCGUCUGCUGAGGUCAGUGCAUCUGCGUCUGCCGAGAUUGGAGCAUCUGCGUCGGCCGAGGUUGGAGCAUCUGCGUCCGCUGAGAUCAGUGCAUCUGCGUCUGCCGAAUUAAGCGCAUCUGCGUCUGCCGAGAUUGGAGCAUCUGCUUCUGCCGAGCUUGGAGCAUCUGCUUCUGCCGAAUUCAGCGCUUCUGCGUCUGCCGAGAUUGGAGCAUCAGCGUCUGCUGAGAUCAGUGCAUCUGCGUCUGCCGAAAUUGGAGCAUCUGCGUCAGCCGAGAUUGGAGCAUCUGCGUCUGCUGAGAUCAGUGCAUCUGCGUCUGCUGAGAUCAGUGCAUCCGCUUCUGCUGAGGUCAGUGCAUCCGCAUCUGCCGAAUUAAGCGCAUCAGCGUCAGCUGAGAUUGGAGCAUCUGCUUCGGCCGAAUUCAGCGCAUCUGCGUCUGCCGAGAUUGGAGCAUCUGCGUCUGCCGAGCUUGGAGCAUCUGCUUCUGCCGAAUUCAGCGCUUCUGCGUCUGCCGAGAUUGGAGCAUCAGCGUCUGCUGAGAUCAGUGCAUCUGCGUCUGCCGAAAUUGGAGCAUCUGCGUCUGCGGAGAUUGGUGCAUCUGCGUCUGCUGAGAUCAGUGCAUCUGCGUCUGCUGAGGUCAGUGCAUCCGCGUCUGCUGAGGUUAGUGCAUCCGCGUCUGCCGAAUUAAGUGCAGCAGCGUCUGCUGAGAUUGAAGCAUCUGCUUCUGCGGAAAUCAGCGCAUCUGCGUCUGCCGAGCUUGGAGCAUCUGCUUCUGCUGAAUUCAGCGCUUCUGCGUCUGCCGAGAUUGGAGCAUCCGCGUCUGCUGAGAUUAGUGCAUCCGCGUCUGCUGAGGUCAGUGCAUCCGCGUCUGCUGAGGUCAGUGCAUCCGCGUCUGCAGAGGUCAGUGCAUCCGCAUCUGCCGAGCUUGGAGCAUCAGCUUCUGCUGAAUUCAGCGCUUCUGCGUCUGCCGAGAUUGGAGCAUCCGCGUCUGCUGAGAUUAGUGCAUCCGCGUCUGCUGAGGUCAGUGCAUCCGCAUCUGCCGAAUUAAGCGCAUCAGCGUCAGCUGAGUUUGGAGCAUCUGCUUCGGCCGAAUUCAGCGCAUCUGCGUCUGCCGAGAUUGGAGCAUCUGCGUCUGCUGAGAUCAGUGCAUCCGCGUCUGCUGAGGUUAGUGCAUCCGCGUCUGCCGAAUUAAGCGCAUCCGCGUCAGCAGAAUUAAGCGCAUCAGCGUCUGCCGAUAUCGGAGCAUCUGCUUCCGCCGAGCUUGGAGCAUCAGCUUCUGCUGAAUUCAGCGCUUCUGCGUCUGCCGAGAUUGAAGCAUCUGCGUCUGCUGAGAUCAGUGCAUCUGCGUCUGCCGAGAUCAGUGCAUCCGCGUCUGCUGAAGUCAGUGCAUCCGCUUCUGCUGAGGUCAGCGCAUCUGCGUCUGUCGAUAUUGGAGCAUCUGCGUCUGCUGAGAUCAGUGCAUCUGCGUCUGCUGAGGUCAGUGCAUCCGCGUCUGCUGAGGUCAGUGCAUCCGCGUCUGCUGAGGUCAGUGCAUCCGCAUCUGCUGAAUUAAGCGCAUCAGCGUCAGCUGAGAUUGGAGCAUCUGCUUCUGCGGAAAUCAGCGCAUCUGCGUCUGCCGAGCUUGGAGCAUCUGCUUCUGCUGAAUUCAGCGCUUCUGCGUCUGCCGAGAUUGGAGCAUCCGCGUCUGCUGAGAUUAGUGCAUCCGCGUCUGCUGAGGUCAGUGCAUCCGCGUCUGCUGAGGUCAGUGCAUCCGCGUCUGCAGAGGUCAGUGCAUCCGCAUCUGCCGAGCUUGUAGCAUCAGCUUCUGCUGAAUUCAGCGCUUCUGCGUCUGCCGAGAUUGGAGCAUCCGCGUCUGCUGAGAUUAGUGCAUCCGCGUCUGCUGAGGUCAGUGCAUCCGCAUCUGCCGAAUUAAGCGCAUCAGCGUCAGCUGAGUUUGGAGCAUCUGCUUCGGCCGAAUUCAGCGCAUCUGCGUCUGCCGAGAUUGGAGCAUCUGCGUCUGCUGAGAUCAGUGCAUCCGCGUCUGCUGAGGUUAGUGCAUCCGCGUCUGCCAAAUUAAGCGCAUCCGCGUCAGCAGAAUUAAGCGCAUCAGCGUCUGCCGAUAUCGGAGCAUCUGCUUCCGCCGAGCUUGGAGCAUCAGCUUCUGCUGAAUUCAGCGCUUCUGCGUCUGCCGAGAUUGAAGCAUCUGCGUCUGCUGAGAUCAGUGCAUCUGCGUCUGCCGAGAUCAGUGCAUCCGCGUCUGCUGAAGUCAGUGCAUCCGCUUCUGCUGAGGUCAGCGCAUCUGCGUCUGUCGAUAUUGGAGCAUCUGCGUCUGCUGAGAUCAGUGCAUCUGCGUCUGCUGAGGUCAGUGCAUCCGCGUCUGCUGAGGUCAGUGCAUCCGCGUCUGCUGAGGUCAGUGCAUCCGCAUCUGCUGAAUUAAGCGCAUCAGCGUCAGCUGAGAUUGGAGCAUCUGCUUCUGCGGAAAUCAGCGCAUCUGCGUCUGCCGAGAUUGGAGCAUCUGCUUCGGCCGAAUUCAGCGCAUCUGCGUCUGCCGAGAUUGGAGCAUCAGCGUCUGCUGAGAUCAGUGCAUCUGCGUCUGCCGAGAUUGGAGCAUCUGCGUCUGCUGAGAUCAGUGCAUCCGCGUCUGCUGAGGUCAGUGCAUCCGCAUCUGCCGAAUUAAGCGCAUCAGCGUCAGCUGAGAUUGGAGCAUCUGCUUCUGCGGAAAUCAGCGCAUCUGCGUCUGCCGAGAUUGGAGCAUCUGCUUCGGCCGAAUUCAGCGCAUCUGCGUCUGCCGAGAUUGGAGCAUCAGCGUCUGCUGAGAUCAGUGCAUCUGCGUCUGCCGAGAUUGGAGCAUCUGCGUCUGCUGAGAUCAGUGCAUCCGCGUCUGCUGAGGUCAGUGCAUCCGCAUCUGCCGAAUUAAGCGCAUCAGCGUCAGCUGAGAUUGGAGCAUCUGCUUCUGCGGAAAUCAGCGCUUCUGCGUCUGCCGAGAUUGGAGCAUCAGCGUCUGCUGAGAUCAGUGCAUCUGCGUCUGCUGAGGUCAGUGCAUCCGCGUCUGCUGAGGUCAGUGCAUCCGCAUCUGCCGAAUUAAGCGCAUCAGCGUCAGCUGAGAUUGGAGCAUCCGCAUCUGCCGAAUUAAGCGCAUCAGCGUCAGCUCAGAUUGGAGCAUCUGCUUCUGCGGAAAUCAGCGCAUCUGCGUCUGCCCAGAUCGGAGCAUCUGCUUCGGCCGAAUUCAGCGCUUCUGCGUCUGCCGAGAUUGGAGCAUCCGCGUCUGCUGAGAUCAGUGCAUCCGCGUCUGCUGAGGUCAGUGCAUCCGCGUCUGCUGAGGUCAGUGCAUCCGCGUCUGCUGAGGUCAGUGCAUCCGCGUCUGCAGAGGUCAGUGCAUCCGCAUCUGCCGAGCUUGGAGCAUCAGCUUCUGCCGAGAUUGGAGCAUCCGCGUCUGCUGAAAUCAGUGCAUCCGCGUCUGCUGAGGUCAGUGCAUCCGCGUCUGCUGAGGUCAGUGCAUCCGCAUCUGCCGAAUUAAGCGCAUCAGCGUCAGCUGAGAUUGGAGCAUCUGCUUCGGCCGAAUUCAGCGCAUCUGCGUCUGCCGAGAUUGGAGCAUCUGCGUCUGCUGAGAUCAGUGCAUCCGCUUCUGCUGAGGUUAGUGCAUCCGCGUCUGCCGAAUUAAGCGCAUCCGCGUCAGCAGAAUUAAGCGCAUCAGCGUCUGCCGAUAUCGGAGCAUCUGCUUCCGCCGAGGUUGGAGCAUCAGCUUCUGCUGAAUUCAGCGCUUCUGCGUCUGCCCAGAUCGGAGCAUCUGCUUCGGCCGAAUUAAGCGCUUCUGCGUCUGCCGAGAUUGGAGCAUCCGCGUCUGCUGAGAUCAGUGCAUCCGCGUCUGCUGAGGUCAGUGCAUCCGCGUCUGCUGAGGUCAGUGCAUCCGCAUCUGCCGAAUUAAGCGCAUCAGCGUCAGCUGAGAUUGGAGCAUCUGCUUCGGCCGAAUUCAGCGCAUCUGCUUCUGCCGAGAUUGGAGCAUCUGCGUCUGCUGAGAUCAGUGCAUCUGCGUCUGCCGAGAUCAGUGCAUCCGCGUCUGCUGAGGUUAGUGCAUCCGCGUCUGCCGAAUUAAGCGCAACCGCGUCAGCAGAAUUAAGCGCAUCAGCGUCUGCCGAGAUUGGAGCAUCUGCGUCUGCUGAGAUCAGUGCAUCCGCUUCUGCUGAGGUUAGUGCAUCCGCGUCUGCCGAAUUAAGCGCAUCCGCGUCAGCAGAAUUAAGCGCAUCAGCGUCUGCCGAUAUCGGAGCAUCUGCUUCCGCCGAGCUUGGAGCAUCAGCUUCUGCUGAAUUCAGCGCUUCUGCGUCUGCCGAGAUUGGAGCAUCCGCGUCUGCUGAGAUCAGUGCAUCCGCGUCUGCUGAGGUCAGUGCAUCCGCGUCUGCUGAGGUCAGUGCAUCCGCGUCUGCAGAGGUCAGUGCAUCCGCAUCUGCCGAGCUUGGAGCAUCAGCUUCUGCUGAAUUCAGCGCUUCUGCGUCUGCCGAGAUUGGAGCAUCCGCGUCUGCUGAGAUCAGUGCAUCUGCGUCUGCUGAGAUCAGUGCAUCCGCGUCUGCUGAGAUCAGUGCAUCCGCGUCUGCUGAGGUCAGUGCAUCCGCAUCUGCCGAAUUAAGCGCAUCAGCGUCAGCUGAGAUUGGAGCAUCUGCUUCAGCCGAAUUCAGCGCAUCUGCGUCUGCCGAGAUUGGAGCAUCUGCGUCUGCUGAGAUCAGUGCAUCUGCGUCUGCCGAGAUCAGUGCAUCCGCGUCUGCUGAGGUUAGUGCAUCCGCGUCUGCCGAAUUAAGCGCAACCGCGUCAGCAGAAUUAAGCGCAUCAGCUUCUGCCGAUAUCGGAGCAUCUGCUUCCGCCGAGCUUGGAGCAUCAGCUUCUGCUGAAUUCAGCGCUUCUGCGUCUACCGAGAUUGGAGCAUCCGUGUCUGCUGAGAUCAGUGCAUCCGCGUCUGCCGAGCUUGGAGCGUCUGCUUCAGCCGAAUUUAGUGCAUCAGCGUCUGCCGAGAUUGGAGCAUCUGCGUCUGCUGAGAUCAGUGCAUCUGCGUCUGCCGAGAUCAGUGCAUCCGCGUCUGCUGAGGUCAGUGCAUCAGCGUCUGCUGAGAUUGGAGCAUCUGCGUCGGCCGAGGUUGGAGCAUCUGCUUCUGCCGAAUUGAGCGCAUCUGCGUCUGCCGAGAUCGGAGCAUCUGCUUCUGCCGAAUUAGGAGCAUCUGCGUCUCUCGAGAUUGGAGCAUCUGCGUCUGCUGAGAUCAGUGCAUCUGCGUCUGCUGAGGUCAGUGCAUCCGCGUCUGCAGAGGUCAGUGCAUCCGCGUCUGCAGAGGUCAGUGCAUCCGCAUCUGCCGAAUUAAGCGCAUCAGCGUCAGCUGAGAUUGGAGCAUCCGCAUCUGCCGAAUUAAGCGCAUCAGCGUCAGCUGAGAUUGGAGCAUCUGCUUCUGCGGAAAUUAGCGCUUCUUCGUCUGCCGAGAUUGGAGCAUCAGCGUCUGCUGAGGUCAGUGCAUCCGCAUCUGCCGAAUUAAGCGCAUCUGCGUCAGCUGAGAUUGGAGCAUCCGCAUCUGCCGAAUUAAGCGCAAGUGCUGAAGUAUCUGCAUCAGCUGAAAUUAGCGCAAGUGCUGAAUUAUCUGCAUCAGCCGAUUUGAGCGCAAGUGCUAGUGCUGAAGUGUCAGGAUCUGCUGAAUUCAGCGCAAGUACUGAAGUUUCUGGAUCUGCUGAAAUAAGUGCAAGUGCUGAAGUAUCGGCAUCAGCUGAAAUCAGUGCAAGUACUGAAGUAUCUGCAUCAGCCGAUCUCAGCGCAAGUGCUGAAGUAUCUGCAUCAGCCGAUUUCAGCGCAAGUGCGAGUGCUGAAGUGUCAGGAUCUGCUGAAAUCAGUGCAAGUGCUGAAGUUUCAGGAUCAGCAGAAUUUAGUGCCAGUGCUGAAGUAUCCGCCUCAGCUGAAAUUAGCGCCAGUGCUGAAGUAUCAGGAUCCGCCGAGUUUAGUGCCAGUACUGAAAUCUCUGGUUCCGCUGAGUUAAGCGCAAGUGCCAAACUUUCUGGAUCUGCAGAGUUAAGUGCAAGUGCUGAAGUAUCGGGAUCAGCUGAAUUAAGUACCAGUGCUGAAGUUUCCGGAUCUGCUGAAUUCAGCGGAAGCGCUGAAGUUUCAGGAUCAGCUGAACUAAGUGCAAGUGCUAAAGUUUUAGGAUCUGCUGAGUUCAGCGCAAGUGCGGAUGUUUCAUCAUCUACUGAACUAAGUGCUAGUGCCGAACUGUCAGGAUCAGCCGAAAUUAGUGCAAGUGCAGAAUUGUCAGGAUCUGCUGAAAUCAGUGGCGGUGUCGAUGUUUCAGUUUCAGAUGAACUAAGUGCAAGAGCUGAAGUAUCCGGAUCUGCCGAUUUAAGUGGAAGCAAUGAAUUAUCAGAAUCUGCUGAAAUUAGUGGCAGCACGGAAAUUUCAGAAUCUACCGAGCGUAGUGGUAGCCGUCAAGUAUCAGGCUCAGCUGAGUUUAGUGCAAGUGGUGCAGUUUCAGGCUCAGGUGAUUUUGUUCCUUUAGGUAAACAUGGUAGACACUUUGGCAGACAUGGAUCCGUAUCGGAAGAAGUAUCUGGAUCUUUUGAGGGUAGAAGAAAGUCAUUUGAACCAUCUUUGUUAUCUCAUCACCACUAUCAGUCGGGACAAAAAUUGAAAGGAAAGCAUGAACUGCGACAUCAUGGACAUGAAAAGCACGACUAUUCUGAAGAACAUGCAUAUGCUGAUUUCAUCCCAGAAGUGUUAUCUAUAGAAGAAGCUGAUGACGUGUUUGCCGACUUAAAUGAUUUAGGAGCUGAACCUGAAUACGACUACAACUACUUCGGAGAUCUUGACAUAAACUUCGAGCUCGGAGACUUUGAUCUACCAGAAGAAGGUUACAACCCAUUUGAUAAUGGCCGAAGAGGCGGAGGAGGAUUCAAGAACUCGCCGUUCUAUUUAGGAUACUAAGAAAAUAGAGAACUAUUUGUACAGCAGACAGCAUUUCUUAACAUAAGUUCCACCCAGAAGUGUGAAAUACUUCAAAUGUACAAAAUAUUAAUGUUUUUCUUUAUGUUUAACAAAGACUCAUGUUUCGGAGUAAUUUCACCCAUCUCUGGUUCGAUGGAAAAAAUUCUUUCACGCUUGACAGUGAUGAUUGUAUAAUAAAAAGAAAAGAAGUACAAAAAAUGUUCAGCGAAAAAUUUCUUUAUGUUAUAUUUCUAUAUUGAGUGCUAUGCGAUAACAAAUAAAAUUUUACAUGCAGUAAUUUCAAUUGAUAUUCAUACACUUCUAUUGUAAAUUUUCUUCAACUAAAUAAAUGUUUUUAUAUACUUCG